CCGUUUACUUGUUUUCAAAACCUGCUACUCUCUUAACUAUACUAUUGCACCUCAACUCAACUCCUUUUCAACUUCACCCCUUAUAUAUAUAUAUAUAUAUAUAUCAUUUUGGACUUCAUUUCUUUUUAAACCUCUAAGCAGCUCCAUGAGAGCGGUGACUAUGUCGUCUCUGUCAUCAUCUUCUUUAUGCAAGAAGAAGAGCUUAAGCAGCUCUAGUGAUUGUGAUAAUUCUGAUCAGCUCAGGAGAGGCCCAUGGACGCUCGAAGAAGACAAUCUUCUCAUUCAUUACAUUGCUUGUCAUGGUGAAGGUCGUUGGAAUUUGCUUGCAAAACGUGCAGGAUUGAGAAGAACAGGCAAGAGUUGCAGACUCAGAUGGCUGAAUUAUCUGAAACCAGAUGUUAAGCGUGGAAAUCUUUCUCCUCAAGAACAGCUCUUGAUUCUUGAUCUCCAUUCUAAGUGGGGUAACAGGUGGUCGAAAAUUGCGCAGCAUUUACCAGGAAGAACAGACAAUGAGAUCAAGAACUAUUGGAGAACUCGAGUGCAAAAACAAGCAAGGCAUCUGAAAGUAGAUGCCAAUAGCACAGCUUUUCAAGAUAUAAUCAAACGGUUCUGGAUACCAAGAUUGCUUCAGAAAAUAGAAGGAUCAACUACUUCAUCAUCAUCAUCAUCAUCAUCUACAAUCUUAUCUGAGAACCCAACAGUAGUUGCUCAUCAGCCUGUGAAUUAUGCUGCUCAAAAUUUUCAAUACCCAAUACCACCACCACCACCACAGGAAGUUCCCGGCAAUCAUCAGGGACGUCAUGACCAUAACUCAGACUCAGAGAAUGGUUCAAAUCCUUGCAUAUCUUCCACAGAAUCAAUAAACAUCUCACAAAUAUCUCAAGUAUCAGAAUACCCAGCUAGUCUUUUUCAUGGGAUGGGCUCCUUUCCGAAAGAUAGCUACUAUGUUGAUAACAUGGAAGCCAUGAGCCUGGCAAGUCUGUCAGUUCCUGCAGGAGUGGUUCAGAACUUGGGAGAAAGCAAUUGGGGUGGCUAUGAUUUUGGAGAUAUGUGGAGCAUGGAUGAACUUAUGGCAAUUUAGGAGUUCACAGAAAAUUGGGAGAUUUUAGGAUCUUUUUUUUUCUUUUAAAAAAAAUUUGGGAUGAUCCAACAAAAUUACUCAGUGGUUAAGUAUCUGAAGUUGUUAAUUUAGGGUUAAUUUUGUGUUUGUGUGACAAGCAAUUGUUCAUAUUUCUACCCAGAAAUAUACAGUAACUGUGAAUUGCAGGUUUCAAUAUAA
Molecule: messenger RNA, 1279 nt
Organism: Manihot esculenta (cassava)
Lineage: Eukaryota; Viridiplantae; Streptophyta; Magnoliopsida; Malpighiales; Euphorbiaceae
Product: transcription factor MYB62
Exons: 3
Coding region: 146-1081 (311 amino acids)
Biological process (GO): regulation of DNA-templated transcription
Cellular component (GO): nucleus
Molecular function (GO): DNA-binding transcription factor activity; sequence-specific DNA binding
Source: RefSeq, a predicted model, not a curated record